This is a messenger RNA of Exophiala aquamarina CBS 119918, 1446 nucleotides long. RefSeq lists its product as uncharacterized. Gene Ontology annotation, molecular function: aldehyde dehydrogenase (NAD+) activity. NCBI's taxonomy places the organism in Eukaryota, Fungi, Ascomycota, Eurotiomycetes, Chaetothyriales, Herpotrichiellaceae. Gene Ontology annotation, cellular component: cytoplasm. The record is from RefSeq and is a predicted model, not a curated record. Bases 1 to 1446 code for a protein of 481 amino acids. The transcript has 2 exons. Gene Ontology annotation, biological process: aldehyde metabolic process.
AUGUCGGACGAUGCAGCAAUCAAACAACUCGAGGAUGUCCUGGCGCUCCAGAGGAAAGCAUUCCUGAAGAACCAGUGCCCCUCUAUCGAGGAACGAAAAGCCAAUAUUGGGAAAAUCCCAGGGAUGGUGAUUGGAAACCGAGAAGCCAUCCUAGCUGCAAUGAACAAGGACUUCGGCAACCAUCCCAAAGCAAUGGUCGACAUGGUGGAAAUCUUGGGCGUAGCAGGAAGAGCUGCAUAUGUCUUGUCUCAGAUCGACAAGUGGACAGCUGCUGACUCCAGGGAUGUUGAUGCACACAUGUACGGAGCCGACGCCACUGGAGAGAUACGGUAUCAGCCAAAGGGUGUGGUUGGAAACAUCGUCCCAUGGAAUUUCCCUCUCGAUCUAUCACUGGGACCGCUAUGCGAGAUGCUCGCUGCUGGGAAUCGGGUGAUCAUCAAACCGUCAGAAUUUACUCCAGCGACUGGUACUCUCCUGGCAAAGAUGAUCAAGGAAACAUACCCCGAGGACCUCGUCACUGUGGUGAAUGGAGGUCUAGAUCUCUCGAAACGCUUCUCGCAGCUCAAAUUUAAUCACAUCCUUUAUACAGGCAAUCCUACAGUCGGAAAGCUCGUGAUGGCCGAGGCUGCGAAGAAUCUCGUGCCGGUGACACUUGAGCUCGGCGGGAAAUGUCCAGUGAUCAUGCAGAAGGGCUCUGUCACAGACGAAAAUGUCGAGAUCAUCAUUGGCACCAAGCUACUGAAGAACGGUCAGAUGUGCAUAUCGGUGGACCACGUUGUGUGCCCUCGAGAUGAGGUCGCCGCUUUCACCGCGGCAGCAGAGCGGAUGUUCAAGUCGAAGUUGGCUGAUUAUACCACAUCGGCAGACAACACCGGCAUCAUCUCUGAGCGCCACCUCAGUCGCAUCAACAAAUUGGUAGCCGAGGCCGAGAAAGCCGGUGUGAAAUCAAUCAAACUUGGUGGAGACCUGCCCUCAGACAACACCAAGCGACAGCUUCCUCUGACACUCUUGGUCGACCCGGGACGAGAUCUAGAGGUAAUGCAAGACGAGAUAUUCGGCCCGAUCCUACCCAUCGUACCCUACGAUGAUCUCAACGCCGCCAUCGACGAGAUCAACGCCGGUGAACGACCGCUCGGUCUCUACGUCUUCGGCGACGACGUUGAAGCCGCCAACAAAAUCAUCGAAAACACCAAUUCAGGCGGUGCUGCGAUCAAUUGCGUCGCUAUACAAGGCGCGCUGCCUUCACUGGGCUUCGGCGGGUCAGGAAACAGCGGAAUGGGUCGACACCACGGAAUCGAGGGCUUCCGUGAGUUCUCGAACCCGAGAGGUGUGUUUACUCGUUCAAGAGCAAACGCCGAUAUGCUCAAGGCUUUCAUGCCGCCGUACGCGGCGCUGGGCGAGCCCUUGGCGGAGGCGGCGUACAAACAAGCGAUGGGCGCCGCGUAG